AUGGCACUUUCGACACCCGUCGCACACUCGACUCUCGUCGCACGCUCGACCCCCGUCGCACUCUCGCGUUUGUCGCGACCGACCAAGUCGACGGCUUUAGGAGCCCUGCCACGUCACCCCUCACACGGCACUAUUAGCGCUUUUUCCAGCGGAAGGGUAUGGCGCUUUGGGUGGAACCGCGAUCCGCGAAAAGAGAUCGCUUCAAGCAUUCUUGCCUCCCGCCGAUCGAGUUUAUUUUUCAUUGGUUUACAUACCGGGUCAUUGGCUCUUAAUCUCCGCAAUUCCAGGAGACGAUCUGGCCGAUCAUCCCUCGUUAGUGUCACACGCGCGGCGCGCAAUGACGAGUCUAGAGUCACAGGCGGCGCGGCUACCGCGGCUCGCGGAAGCGGCGGAAGCAGCAGCGUAACGACGGACCUGCGGCGCGACGCGAAAUCCGACUUAAGGAGCGACGCGCAGAGCGGCCGUAGCGGCCGGAGCGGCGGCUACAGUCGUCCGCGCGACGGCGAGUGGGAGCGCGACAAGAAGGGCCGCGGGGGGCAUCAAGAGGUGCCACGUGGCGAAGGGUUUGUGGCUGAGGUCGCGACACCGGCAGGAGGAGUUGCUGGGCCGAGGGGGGGCGAGAUCUGGAAUUCCCAGUUGCCAGCUGGCGGGUGGCUGUGGGCGGCUGGUUUUGUCGUUACUGCUGCUACAGUGGCGUGGAUCGGAGGACGAGAGGGCGGCAAGAAAGAGAAAAAGAAAGAGGGGUUGCAGGAGCAGGGGAAAGGGCUUGUAACGAGUAAGGAGGCUGGUAAUAAGGAGGAUGGAAUAAGUUGGAAGGAUUGGGAGAGGAAGAAGAUGAAAGAGAAGAAAGUGGAAGGGUGGAGAAGGAGGGCCGAGCAAGAGAGGGUAGAGCGAGAGAGAGCAGAGAGAAUCAAGGGGAAGUGGGCGGGAGGGGAGGCGGUUGAGAGUGGUGGAGAGGAGUUGGGAGGGAUUGGCGGGAGCGAGGUGAGGGAUUGGGAGGACGGGAGGGGAAGGGGAGAGGCAGGGUUCGGGGUUUAUGAGGGAGAGGGAAGGGAGGAGAGGGGGUUUAACGGGAAGGUGAAUGGGGUGGCUGGGGGGGAGAGAGGCGGGGAAGUGGAUGUUCUUGUAGGGGGGGAUUGGGAGGGCGUGGGGAGUGGGGGAAGGGGGGAGGGGGCGUGGGGGGACGAGAGAGGGGGUGCUGUGGUGGAUAUUAGCGCAGAGGUGAGGGAGAGGAGGGAGGAGAGGGAGGAAGAGGAAGGGGAGAAGGGAGCGGAGGGAGAGAAGGGAGUGGAGAGGAAGAAGGGGGGACAGGGUGAGGAGGGGAUGAAGGGAGGACAGGGGGAGGAGCAGCAGGAGGAGCAGCAGGAGGAGGAUACAGAGGAGCUUAGGCGACAGGCAGCAAUGGCUGAUAUCCGCAGGAGUGCAGACUUAGUGAGGCGGCAGGAGCGGGAGGAGAGGGAGGAGAAGGAACGAGCGCGGAAGGUGAGUGCUGAGAUGCAGAGAUUGCUUGUGGAGAGAAGGAGGCGCGGCGAGGUGGUGACGCAGCAGGUGUUGGAUGCGGUGUGGGAGGAGGCAUGUGCGGUUGUGCUGGCUGUAGCAGGAAGCACCUCUGCUGACAAGACGGGGGCAGCAGCGGCAGCAGCAGCAGCAGGAGAAGGAGCUUUGGGAGAAAAGGACAUGGGGCAGAGGGGAUCAGAGGAGCAGCAACUAGAGGAGGUGAGGAGAGAAGGCGAUGGGCAGAGGGCGGAUGAGGGACCAGGCAGGCAGCAGCAGGUGCAGGCAGAGAGGCAGCAGUGGGAGUUGGAGGAUGCAAAGAGAAGGGUGAGGCAGCGAGCAGCGGCAGCUGCAGCUGCUGCCGGCGCUGCCGGUGCUGCCAGCGCUGCCGGUGCUGUCGGCGCUGCCGGCGCUGCCGGUGCUGCCGGUGCUGCCGGUGCUGCUGGUGCUGCUGGUGCUGCUGGUGCGUCUAGGGGUGGUGGGGCUGCUGCUGGUUGGGCUGCGUGGUGGGUGAAUGACGAUAGGCUGGUGACCCUGGUAGCGCGGGUGAUGCUGAACGAUGAAGGCGGGAGGGACUCGAUGCACGGGCUGACUCAGGAGGAGCAGGAGAGGUUCUUUGAUGCGCUCAACAGGCUGUAUGGGCCGGAUACUAAUGGGGACGGCUAUGAGGAGGACGGAGUUUCUGAGCUUGUGGAGAAUCUGAACUACGGCCGAGACGGCAUUUCGGUGAGCGAUCCAAUGGAUAUGGUGGUGCCGCGGAUGAGAGGAGAGAGGGGGGAUGAGAGAAAGGAGAGCAGCAAGGGGACCAUGCCUGCACCAGCAUCAGCAUCAGCAGCGCCUGCAGGCAGCGGCACUGCUUCAGGUGUUAACGGCACUGCAGCAGCCAACGCCCCUAAAUCAACCGAUGGCAGUGGUAGUGGUAGUGGUAGUGGUAGUACUGACGAGCUGCUAGUGCAGGCUUUUGAGUCGACUCAAAAAUCAACCGAUGGCAGUGGUAGUGGUAGUGGCAGUGGCAGUGGUAGUGGUAGUGGUGGUACUGACGAGCUGUUAGUGCAGGCGGUUUCACAGUACGUGAACGCUUCUGAUGCAGGCACGUUCAUUGAUGAUGGGGGUGCGGCAGAGAGCGAGCGUACGGCUGUGGGUGGUGAGAGUGGGGGAGGGGAGGGAGGAGAGGGUGUGGUGGUUAGUAGUGGGAGUGGGGGAGGGGAGGCGGGAGAGAGUGUGGUGGUGAGUGGUGGGAGUGUGGGAGGGGAAAAGGGAGAGAGUGUGGUGUGGGCGGAGGAUAUUAGAGCAAGGUAUGAAGACGAGAGGGACCCAGAUGUGAGGGAGGUGAUUCAGCAGCUAGGCAAAGACCUCCCAAGAUGGCUCUCAGAAGAAGAAAUUAAUUCUGCCCCGACUCUCUCACAGGUUGUAGCGGCAGGGAGGGACGGAGGCGAUCCGAAGCAGCGGGCAGCGGUGAAAAGUUUUCUAGAGAAGGUUCGGGAGGAGAAGGAGAGGUUUGGGGCGGAAGCUGUGGCGGAGAAGUAUUUGGAGCAGGCUCGGGAUGCGGAGGAGGAGGAGGCUCGGCGGAGGGGGGUGGUUCGGCCAGACCUGGACCGGCUGUGGUGGCUUGACCUGCAGGCAGUGUGGGUCGUCAUGAUAAUGCGUUGGAGCAGCAGUAGUGGCAGUCAGGGGCAGAGAGUGCAGAGGGUGCCAUACUCCUUCCAGCUCCCCCCUGAUUGGGGUUCUGCUGCUGCUUACUCUGCUGAGGGUGUUUAUAACGGGGAUACUGGAGCAGCAGAGGAUGCGUGGAUAGUGGUGGGGUUUGAAGACGUGGUGGAUGCAGCGCGGUUCAGUGAGGUGCUGAGGGUGUGGCUGCUGGCACACCCAGAGGAGCUGGAAGGAGGGGAGGAAGAGGGGGAGGAGGAUGAGAAGGAGGCGGCUGCUGGUGUGGCUGUGGAAGUGAAAGCAGUGCCGUGUGCUCCCAAGGUGAGUAUUUUCUACUGUCCCGCCUAUCCCCUCUGCCCACCUCAGGAGCUCUACUCGAGCGCCAAGGAGGCAGGCCAUCGAAUUCUCGUGGUGCAGCGGCAGCAGCUGCAAUUGGCUAUUGACAAGCCUUCACCUGACGCCCUUCCGUCCCUCCCAUGUUUCCCUCUCUCUGCCUGUCUGCCCACCUCAGGAGCUCUACUCGAGUGCCAAGGAGGCAGGCCAUCGAAUUCUCGUGGUGCAGAGGCAGCAGCUGCAGCUCACAGCAAUUGA
Messenger RNA from Closterium sp. Yama58-4, 3732 nucleotides. The record is from the annotation of a GenBank genome assembly. NCBI's taxonomy places the organism in Eukaryota, Viridiplantae, Streptophyta, Zygnematophyceae, Desmidiales, Closteriaceae.